CUUUCUGGUUUGACAAUUAAGUUGACCGGAGUUGCAUUACAUUACAGGUAGCUGAACACAAAAAUUGUUCUUACAUAAUGAAUCUCAGCAACCUGCUGUAGAGUAGCGUAGCAAUUCAUAAUUUGUGCAAAAGCAAAUGGCGAAAGUUUUCUGUGAUUUUCGGUUUCUUCUCUUGGUUGCAGCUGGCGUCUUCAUCUAUAUCCAGAUGAGGCUUUUCGCAACACAAUCUGAAUAUGCUGAUCGCCUGGCUGCAGCCAUUGAAGCUGAAAACCAUUGUACCAGUCAAAUGCGAUCACUGAUUGAUCAGAUUAGCUUGCAACAAGGACGAAUUGUUGCCCUAGAAGAAGAGAGGAAACGCCAAGACCAACAAUGUGGACAAAUGAAGUCUCUUUUACAAGAUCUUGAAAGAAAAGACCUACAGAGGCUGAUUGAUAAAGUGCAGGUUCCGGUGGCUGCUGUUGUGAUCAUGGCAUGUAAUCGCGCUGAUUACCUGGAGAGGACUAUUAAUUCUGUAUUGAAAUACCAAAGGCUCAUUUCUUCAAGAUAUCCUUUAUUUGUAUCUCAGGAUGGAUCAAAUCCAGAUGUUAAAAGUAAGGCUUUGAGCUAUGAUCAGUUAUCUUAUAUGCAGCACUUGGAUUUUGAACCAGUUCAAACUGAACGGCCAGGGGAGUUAAUUGCUUACUACAAAAUUGCAAGUCAUUACAAGUGGGCUCUAGAUCAACUGUUCUACAAGCAUAACUUCAGCCGAGUAAUCAUUCUUGAAGAUGACAUGGAAAUAGCACCUGAUUUCUUUGAUUAUUUUGAAGCUGCAGCAGAUCUCCUUGACAAGGAUAAGUCCAUUAUGGCUGUUUCCUCUUGGAAUGACAAUGGACAAAAGCAGUUUGUACAUGAUCCAUAUGAACUUUAUCGCUCAGACUUCUUUCCUGGACUAGGAUGGAUGCUAGCCAGAUCUACAUGGGAUGAGCUAUCACCGAAAUGGCCAAAAGCUUAUUGGGACGACUGGUUGAGACUGAAAGAGAAUCACAAAGGACGGCAAUUUAUCCGACCUGAAGUAUGCAGAACAUAUAAUUUUGGUGAGCAUGGUUCUAGUUUGGGACAGUUUUUUAAGCAAUAUCUUGAGCCAAUCAAGCUGAAUGAUGUCAAGGUUGAUUGGAAAAAAAUGGAUUUGAGCUAUUUACUGGAGGAUAAAUACACUAUGCACUUUGCCAACAUUGUUAAGAAAGCUACACCUAUCUAUGGAGCUGACAUGGUUCUAAAGGCAUAUAAUAUAGAUGGUGAUGUGCGCAUCAAAUAUAAAGAUCAGUUAGACUUUGAAAACAUUGCUCGCCAAUUUGGUAUAUUUCAAGAAUGGAAGGAUGGCGUGCCCAGGACAGCCUACAAAGGAGUAGUUGUUUUCAGAUAUCAAACCUCACGACGUAUAUUCCUUGUUGGUCCAGAAUCUUUGAAGCUACUUCAGAUUGAAGAGUCUUAGUGCUUGAUGUGGAAGAAAAAUAUUCACAAUGUAAGAGAGUAUUUGUUUUCAGAUAUCAACGGAAGUGUUGCGGAGUAAUUGAUAUUGAGCUUAAAGAGACAUCAAUAGGGAUACUUCUCAUUGUCGAAUCCACUGCCUAAAAGAGGCUAUGGUCUGCGCUGUAAGCGCUAAAAAAUGCAUACGAGAAUGUGCUGGAACAAAAUUAUGGCCACCAUCCCCGAGUGUCUUGGAGAGUGAAAUUUUGUCUUAUAAUGUCGUGAGGUCCUAGCGUGGCCAUGGGAAUCUCAUAUAUCCCUAUGAUCCUUUCAUGUGAUAGAAAGGUCUACUUUUAAAGGCAUUGUAGAUUUGCACUUGUUCAUUAUUCCAAGUGCACUUCAAAACCAUUCCUGAUCAGGAUUCUAUUCCCCCGGGAUUUAUUAUUAAAAGAGUGGGCAUGUGACUACCUAGAUUCGACCAUUUAAAAAGCUUGGUAUGGCAAUGGCAUAAUUUGAAAGUUUAUUUUGUAUCAA
Molecule: messenger RNA, 1980 nt
Organism: Cajanus cajan (pigeon pea)
Lineage: Eukaryota; Viridiplantae; Streptophyta; Magnoliopsida; Fabales; Fabaceae
Source: RefSeq, a predicted model, not a curated record